Molecule: messenger RNA, 2352 nt
Organism: Chaetomium strumarium
Lineage: Eukaryota; Fungi; Ascomycota; Sordariomycetes; Sordariales; Chaetomiaceae
Exons: 5
Coding region: 485-2236 (583 amino acids)
Molecular function (GO): flavin adenine dinucleotide binding; oxidoreductase activity, acting on CH-OH group of donors
Source: RefSeq, a predicted model, not a curated record
CCAUGGAUCCACGUCUUACUGGUAGAUGCGACCUCGAUCGCGAUUUUCGUGAUGGCUUCGACAAUUCGACCGUUGUUCGUUAUUGUGUCUUGAUAUCGUCGAUGGUCUUCGGCAUCAUAGAGUCGGGAAACAUUCCGAGAUGCAAUGGAAUCUCGGAUAGCGUUCAUCGCCGAAUACUUGGGAGGGUAUGGACUGCUUGGCCUGCCAUCAGGAUACUCCUCGCGUAUAUAGAUGUCUGCUUGACUUCGUCCGGAAUCCUCUUCACCAUCAUCAACAGCCUCAACAUCUCAUCAGCAUCUAGUACUACGUGUGCAUUCAACGCCAUCAACUUAUCGCCUCCAUACCUUCCAAGUCGCUACUCUUUGAACGUCAUCUCUCCAAAGAGCAUAACACUCCCAUAUAGGCACUCGCCAAUAGUCCUUUGAUUCAACCUGCACUUCACCGCCUCCGCCACCGCAAAUACUAGUACUCAAAGACCGCAGUCAUGGGCAGCACCGUUGAGAACAAGACCGAGUUUGACUUCAUCGUCGUGGGCGGCGGCACUGCCGGCUGCGUCGUCGCCGGCCGCCUCGCAGAGAACCCCAACGUCAAGAUUCUGGUGAUCGAAGCCGGCGUCAGCAACCCGGGCGACAUCGACGCCAUCACUACACCGGCGCGGGCCUUCGAGCUGCGCGACAGCAAGCACGAUUGGGCCUACAAGACGACCAUGAUCGACCGGCCUGAGUACACCCGCGUGGAGAAGCCCAACACCCGCGGCAAGGUGCUCGGCGGCAGCAGCUGCCUGAACUACUACACCUGGAUCCCGGGCAGCGCAGCGACGUACGACGACUGGGCCGAGUUCGGCGGGGAUGAGUGGACGUGGGCGAAGUGCCGCGACUACCUCUACAAGCCGGCCACCUACCACGACGACCAUCACCUCUACCGGCCCGAGCUGGCCUACAUGGGCGCGGGCGGGCCCAUCCCCAUUUCGCACUCGGACCUCGUCCCCGAGGCCGAGGGCUUCCGCGCCGCGCUGACCAGCGCCUGGACGAGCAAGGGCGAACCACUGACCGACGACGUGCACGGCGGCACGAUGCGCGGCCUGUGGAAGGCGGUCAACAGCAUCCACAACGGCAAGCGCUCCUCGUCGUGGCUGUACCUCGUCGGCAAGCCCAACGUGGUGGUCAUGGCGCAGACCCACUCCAAGCGGCUGCUGAUCGAGCACGGUAGCAACAAGGUCGUCGGCGUCGAGGUGAUCGGGCCCGACGGCAAGGAGUACACGUUCCGCGCCACCCGCGAGGUGAUCGUGUCGAGCGGCGUGUUCGAGUCGCCCAAGCUGCUGUUACUGUCCGGCAUCGGCCCCGCCGCCACGCUCUCCCACUUCGGCAUCAACCCCGUGGUCGACUCGCCCCACGUCGGGCAGAACCUGCUGGACCACCCGAUCCUGGCGCACGUCUUCCGCCUCAAGGACGGCUACGGCUUGGACCGCCACCUGCUGCGCGCGGGGCUCGAACACGACGCGGCCGUGUCGGCCUACCGCUGGAAGAACAAGGGACCGCUGACCAGCGGCUUGCUGGAGCUGGUCGGCCUGCCGCGCAUCGACGAACGCUUGAACAAAAUCCCGGAGUAUGUCGAAGCGAAAAAGGCCAACGGCGGGGUCGACCCGUUCGGGCCCGCGGGCCAGCCGCAUUUUGAGAUCGACUUUGUGCCGCUGUUCGCCGACGCCUUCCAGUGGCACAUCCCCACGCCGCCGGAGGGCGAUUACCUGACCGUCAUUGUCGACCUGCUGCGGCCGCUGUCCAGGUCGGGCACGGUCACGCUCAACUCGACCGAUCCGCUGCAGCAGCCCAAGGUGAACAUCAACUUCUUUGAGGACUACCUGGACGUUGUUGCGCUGCGGGAGGGCAUCCGCUGGGUCGAUGACAUCCUCCAGACGGGCGAAGGGAUGAGGGAUAUUGUCCGGGAGGACUACCCCUGGCCGAUGCCGCGGCAUUCGGACGAGGCGAUGGAUAAGAUGAUUCUUGAGCGGUCGCAGACUGGGUUUCACCCCUGCGGAAGCGCACGCAUGGGCAAGGACAUCCACCAGGGCGUCGUCGACAGCAAGCUGCGCGUGUACGGAGUCGAGAACCUGCGGGUCAUUGACGCCUCGGUGAUUCCGGUCAUCCCGGACUGCCGCAUCCAGAUGUCGGUUUACAUGGUCGGUGAGAAGGGUGCCGACAUGAUCAAGGCUGCGCACCCUGAUCUGUAUGCGGCUUGAAGGGAUCGUAUGCCUUUCGACGGUGGAGGGUUGGCUGGGGAGUAACCAAUGUGGAUUGGGGAAUGACGGUGGUGGGGGUGUGGUGGUAGCCACUCAUUUUGUUGUCGUUGUGUGAC